Neoarthrinium moseri is the source of this 1308-nucleotide messenger RNA. RefSeq lists its product as uncharacterized. NCBI's taxonomy places the organism in Eukaryota, Fungi, Ascomycota, Sordariomycetes, Amphisphaeriales, Apiosporaceae. The transcript has 5 exons. The record is from RefSeq and is a predicted model, not a curated record. The coding region runs from base 1 to 1308 and encodes 435 amino acids. Gene Ontology annotation, molecular function: methyltransferase activity.
AUGUCCCAGCAAAACAUCAAACUGGAACCUGAAGAGCCUGCAACAAUGACUGACCUUAGCGGGUCUAGCUUGCAGGACCAUGUGUCGCAAUCCCAUGUUGAAGCAACAUUGGAGUCGACACAGCUUUCCUCGGAGGCCAUAUCACAUUUCGCGCAAUUUCCCGCAAAUCAAUUCAUGACAGAAGAUUUGCUCAACCAACAACCACAGGCCUCGAACUCUGCUAGAGUUGUACAAUCUAAAUCUUCAUAUCCAUUGCAACCUCUUGACAGCGAUGAUGCAGUGUCUGCUGCGACAGCAUCAGCCACCACGCCCGGACAGGUUUCCCAGGCUCAAUGGAGCGCGCAGACGCUGAAUCACUUUGUUCCACAAUUCUAUGAUGAGGAGUUGGACCGUGUAAGCUCGGGGGCGUCCGUAAUCGAAGAGGGUGCAAUUCUGGGCGAGUCUGGACGGACCUACCACAGCUACAAAGACGGCGUGAGUAGCUACCUAUUGCCAAAUGACCCGGCAGAGCAGGAUCGACUGGACUUUCAACACGCCAUGAUGACCUUGUUGUGGGACGGACGCCUGGUAUUAGCACCACUGCCUCGUGCACCUCGUCUCGUGCUUGAUGUGGCUACAGGUACCGGUAUUUGGGCACUAGAAUAUGCUAGGGCCAAUCCGACGUCUUUUGUAGUUGGAACCGACCUUAGCAAGAUCCAGCCUGUUCCGGAUGUUCCAAACUGCUUGUUUGAAAAGAUGGAUUGUGAGGAAGACUGGCUGUGGACCUACAAGUUUGAUUAUAUCCAUAUCCGCAUGAUUGUCACCGCCAUCAAGGACCCAAAACGUCUUAUUCAGCAAGCGUUUCAGUAUCUCAACCCAGGUGGUUGGCUGGAGAUACAGGAUGCCGAUAUGGACUUACUCAGUGAAGAAGGCCCAGAGAAAGACGAUAGGGUAGCGACUUCCUAUUUAAAGAGGUGGUUUGAAUACAGCGCCAUUGGCGCCUCGAUGAACGGCAUAGAUCUUCAUAAAGCUAAGAAUUACCAAACAUGGAUUACUGAGGCCGGCUUUUCAGAAGUGCGGGAAGAGAAAUUCAAAGUGCCUUGCACUGCCUGGCCAAGAGACCGGAAGCAGAAACGUGUAGGACGGUGGAUGUCGGCCAAUUAUCUAUCCGGGCUCCGUGGUGUCAGCUAUAAAAUGCUGCGAAGUGCAGGAAUGGCAGCGGAGGAUAUUGAGAGUUUCAUUGGUGCCACGAGAGACGAAGUGAAGACUGGAGACAUUCGAGGAUACACCCCCUGGUAUGCAGUCUAUGGCAGGAAACCAUUCCACUAG